CUUAUUAUAUUGAGGAUUGAAUAUUGAGCCUGAAGCGGAUGUGACGUUGUCACCAUGUUACUUUCACUUUGACCAGCCCUGCAUCGAGACACUGACCUGAAGUGAACAACCCGGAGAAUCCACAUGUGUCAUGCACAAGGUGAAGAAGAGGAGCAGGGGACGAAGGUGACGUCCUCCCGUCUUCAUCUCUGAGGAGGUUGAAAGAAAAAACCCGAAACAUUAAAGUGAAGCAGAUUUUCCUGAGAUGGAUUUCCCCGUGGAGGCGAAGGUCCAUCUGGAGGAAUUCCGAGAUGACACGAAGGUUCGAGAGCUCCUCCGGUCCCACGACUUCCAGGUGGAAGAUCUGAGCAGAGACCUGGUUCUGGUCAAGGGUUCGUUUCUGAAGCUCAAAGCUGUAAAGGUCCGUUUGGAGGAACUCCGACAGAACCAGACCGAGGCCCCCCCGCGCCCGGCCUCGCCCGUCUCCUCUGGAGCCGGUUCCAGACACGACCCUGACGUCCGACCAAAAUCAGCUGGCGAGAGGGGCAGGUUAGAUUCCCGUGGCGGGUCACUGCACACUCGCCCGUCCUCCCCCCACACCUCUGCACCCCGGGUGUCAGACCCGUCCCGCCCUCAUCAGAACUCUUCACCGCUCAGAGCUGCUGCCUCUCCAGGAGCCCGUGAGGCGUUCAGGCCCAGAAGUGAGGUGCUGCUUGUGGAAGCAGAUGUGUUCAGGUACGCAGAGCAGGUCAGGAAAAAAGACGUUGACAUGAUCCUUGAGAAUCACAACGUUAAAAUGAGCGUGGACAAAGUUUCUGAUAGCGCCGAGGUCACGUUACUGGGGAAGAAUGCAAGGAUGGCCGCCGGGAAACUGCAGAGCAUCUUCAAUGAUCUCAGCAAAUCACUGCGCACGCAGGAAGUUCCUCUGAGGGACCUGGAUCGGGAAGGCAAAGCUUUUUUAGAAAAGAUUCGCCGGAGGAACAACGUUAUAGAUUCCGUGCUCGUGUGUGAGAUGAGGGACAGACUCCACCUCAUCGGGUCGUCCACCAGGAGCUUCGAGGUGAAGCAGAAGCUGCUGGGGAGGUCGGUGGAGCCGUCGGGACGAGCAGGGAGGACAUUGGGCAGAAGCUCCGGGAGGAGGAGCAGCUCCCUGCCGCCAGUCAACAGACAGAGCACAGACACACGAGGCGUCGCUUAUUCUUCUCCUGCUGGAGCUGCAGGUUACUCCCCCUCGAAUUACCAGGAUGAUAAACAGGAAGGGGCCAAACCCGUGAGGGCGGCGGGAGCUCGUCCUCCGAGUGGAGCUUCAAGCAGACGGAGCUCCUCCACGUCGCGGCUAAAAGGACGAGAAGAAAAACCUCCUGACGUCAAUCGAGAGACGGUUAAAAGAAGCAAACCUCCCGGCAUCAAGCUGCAACUCGUCAAUAUAAAAGCUAUAGAUCAAAUGAUCAAACGCACAAAGAAGAAAUUAGGAAUCUGAAAGUUAAUAAACCUAUUUCCCAAAAUGUCCCAGAUUUAAAUGCACUUCAGUGGAUUUAAUUGACUAAAUGUUUUUGAUAAGAAUCUUAAAUUUUUUAAAUUUAGCUAUUUCGACCAAAAUGGCCUCAACACACACAUUCCUGACUGUUCUGUUUUAUACCCUGGACCUACACUGAUCAGAAGGGGCUGAACUGAAAUGUCUAUACAUGAGUAGUAAGUGUGGUUGAAGGCUCUUCUUUUGGUGUAUCAGUAUACAGCAUCUUCAUUGGCUGGAAUUCAAACCAGCAAGUUCUCUUUUAAAUUUUAAUCUGUGAGUCAGACUAAAGUAGUUUACUUUGUUCGGAAACAUUUUCAGAUUAUGACUUUUAACUCCACUGAUAGUUUUCCUUAUACUAUGACAUUAGAAUUUUAAAUCAGUGUACAAUAUUCCAUUUGUAUUAGUUUUAGUUCUGACACGUCUCAUUCUCUCCUGUUUGUCAACACAGCAGAUGAUUUAAUCACAAGCUGAGUGGAUGAAAUGUAAAUGAUGCUAAUUACACAAAUGACCACUGAAGCAUCAUGACGCCUCUUUGACUGUUAAUUAAAUGUGAUAAUAAAAAACGAAUCUCUUAA
Molecule: messenger RNA, 2070 nt
Organism: Pleuronectes platessa (European plaice)
Lineage: Eukaryota; Metazoa; Chordata; Actinopteri; Pleuronectiformes; Pleuronectidae
Gene: rbm43
Exons: 4
Coding region: 245-1459 (404 amino acids)
Source: RefSeq, a predicted model, not a curated record